AUGACCGCUACAUCUGUUACUGCGGCUCUCCUGAUUGCUGUUUCUGUCUUCUUUGCCAUGCGCCGUUUGCGCGGAAGUCCAAAGGAGCUUAAGGAGCCGGAGCUUAUAGUUCGCUCGUCGGAAGCUGCCAUACGACUCAACAAGCUCCCCGCAUCUGCCUUGCCUGAGGACGUUGUGAUUUUGCCUCAAAAUGCUGCGACCUUCAGGAAGUCGAUGAACACAUACUGGGCCCAGCAGGAGUGUGAGGUCGUGCCUGCGUGUGUUGUCCGGCCUCGGAAUAUCGACCAGCUCUGCGCAGCCGUCACUAUUCUUAAAGGGGAAUACGACAGACGAAGGAGGUCAGAGGAUGGGGAAGGUAGUAUUAAGGAGGGUGGCUUAUUUGCUGUCCGUAGCGGUGGUCAUUCAGCUGUCUCUCAUGCCGCGAGCAUCGAGGACGGUGUGAUGAUUGAUAUGAGCCUAUUCUGCGACGUGACCCCAUCGAAGGAUGGGUCGAGCGUCGUAAUCGGUGCGGGAGCUAGAUGGGGUCCAGUUUUCGAAGCUCUGGCUGCGAAGGGUCUUGCUGUUGCUGGUGGACGAAACUCACAUGUUGGUGUCGGCGGCUUGACAUUAGGAGGUAUACGAGUAUCAUUCCCAUCAUUGCUUUGCAGCACUAGAGCUAACGUUAACGGAAUACAACUAGGUGGAAUCUCCUUCUUUUCUCAACGUGUCGGUUCGGUAUGCAACAACGUUCUGAGCUACGAAGUCGUCCUGGCCUCUGGGACUGUUGCCACAGCCUCACCUACUUCUAAUCCCGACCUCUGGCGGGCCUUGAAAGGUGGUGGUAACAACUUCGGUAUCCUCACUAACAUUACUCUACGCUGCUUCCCUUCUACCGACAUAUGGAGCGGUUUCCUCUAUAUGCCAUCCAGUAGUGCUCAAAAAGCCCUGCAUGCGUUCCACGACUUUGUCCACAGAGCUCAUCCCGACAAUACUGGAAUUACUUAUGACCGCCAUGCGUCCGGUCCGAUCGCAUGCUUCACUUACUUGCAGCAACUUGGUAUCCAGGCUGUCUCAGUCAACCUCGUCUACACGAAGCUCCCUGAGAAGAAGAACAAAUGGCCUGAGUGUUGGGAAACUUCUGGAUUCAAAUCACUUUGGCGCUUCUGGAGUACUUGCAAGGUCCGCCCACUCGCAGAUGCUUGCGAUGAAAUGAACUCCCUUAAUCCUCCUGGUAGACGUCAGGUGCUUGCUACCACCACCAUCAAGAAUGACAUGGCAACGCUACAAGCAGUCUACGCUGCCUAUAAAGACGCUAUUGCGCCUAUCAAACAGGCUAAUAUCAAAGGCAUGUCAUGGACGCUCGUUUUGCAGCCCAUGCUAGCAAACUGGGCUGGGGAUGGCUGUGACGGAAACCCCUUUGGCCUAGCAGAUACCAAGGAGCCUCUUGUGAUUGUCUCCUUUACCGUCAACUGGAUUGAGAAGAGUGACGAUAAACUCUCUGAGAAGCUAACUCGUGACGCGAUUGAGCAGAUCGAUGCUGCUGCCGCUGCCAACGGAACUGGCCACCGGUAUCGAUACAUGAACUACUGUGGAGACUGGCAGAGGCCGUUUGAGGGAUACGGAGAGGAAAACGCACAACUCUUACGCGACAUAAGCAAGAAGUAUGAUCCGGAGGGCUUGUUUCAAAGGGGCUGCGUAGGUGGGUUUAAGCUUGAUAUAGAAUAUAGCUAA
Trichophyton verrucosum HKI 0517 is the source of this 1710-nucleotide messenger RNA. Its product is annotated as FAD binding domain protein. The transcript has a single exon. The record is from RefSeq and is a predicted model, not a curated record. NCBI's taxonomy places the organism in Eukaryota, Fungi, Ascomycota, Eurotiomycetes, Onygenales, Arthrodermataceae. Bases 1 to 1710 code for a protein of 569 amino acids. Gene Ontology annotation, molecular function: FAD binding.